CUGGGCUCCCCCGGCCUUUCCUUGUUCAUCUCGUCCUAUUGAUCAUCUGUCCCAUAACUGUUAGUUUAUCACAGUCUCCAGGAUGGUCACUAUCAUGCAUGACAAAACUCAUUUACCCACGGUUGCCGAGAUCGAAGCGCCAGCCGAUGUCCUGAGUGUCCGAACAAACACUAUCAAAGUUGUUCGAGCAGAGAAUAUGAAAUUUGUUGCGGCUAACAGUGGGGUUCCAGUGCCAAAGGUUCAUGAUCACUUUGUCGAUCACGAAACCGGGAAGAGAUACAUCAUCAUGGAUUAUGUUCCUGGUACUGAUCUCGAGAAGCUUUUGCUGUCGCUCACAUUGGUGGAGAAGAAGACGGUCAGAUACUUUGGAAACUUGACACACAAGCCUUAUGCCGACGGUGUUCUAUCCAGUCCACAUAACAAUCCAAUGAUUUCCGGGCCGUUCCAGAACCAGGAAGAAAUGAACCAAGCAAUAUUGCGGAAAAUAGGUCAGAGCCAGUCACCACAUUACAUUCGACUCUUGCAAGGCAUGGUCGAUCGCACGCUCAAAGGUCAUAGGAUUGUGUUCACACACAGGGACCUUCAACCUAAGAACAUAAUGGUCGAACGGUGUGGAUUGCGGGAGGAUGGAAGCAACGACUUCGAAUAUCCUGAGUUUUGGGAUUCUUGCAACUCGAUCCUCUACUGCCAACUGAAGCCUAAUUGGCUCGAGCUCGUCCCGGACAUUCUGGACCAAUACCCAUUGGAAUAUCUUAUGAUGCGAGUCGUCUAUGCGUCAGUCUUUUACUAGUAUCAUUGCUCAAUCUUUAAUCGCCGAGAGAUGGAGCCCUUUCGUAAGACUCCCUUCCG
Aspergillus sclerotioniger CBS 115572 is the source of this 849-nucleotide messenger RNA. RefSeq lists its product as uncharacterized. The record is from RefSeq and is a predicted model, not a curated record. NCBI's taxonomy places the organism in Eukaryota, Fungi, Ascomycota, Eurotiomycetes, Eurotiales, Aspergillaceae. The transcript has 4 exons. The coding region runs from base 83 to 790 and encodes 235 amino acids.